Miscanthus lutarioriparius is the source of this 1788-nucleotide messenger RNA. The record is from the annotation of a GenBank genome assembly. Lineage: Eukaryota; Viridiplantae; Streptophyta; Magnoliopsida; Poales; Poaceae.
AUGAGCAUCAAAAGCAUUAACGGGAAGAGUCCCAUAGUGGUUGGACCUUGUGGAGGGACAGGAGGAUACCCUUGGGAUGACGGUGUGUACUCAACAAUACGCCAGAUCGUGGUCGGCCAUGGUGCAGCUAUCGACUCAAUAAGGAUUGAGUAUGAUCUGAAAGGAAGGUCAGUUUGGUCAGAGACGCAUGGAGGUACUGAUGGAGGCUCUGAAACAGAUAAGGUGAAGCUAGAUUUUCCAGAUGAAGUCCUUGUGUCUGUAAGUGGACAUUACGGAUCUGUUUGCGGGACACCAGUCAUCAUAAGAUCAUUGACAUUUCAGAGCAACAGUUCGACGUAUGGACCUUUCGGCACCGAAGAUGGGACACCUUUCUCACUUCCAGUGAGCAGCGGCAAGAUCAUUGGAUUUCAUGGUCGGUCUGGGUCAUAUCUCAACUCAAUAGGUUUCUACCUGAAGCAAGUGCAUUUUCCAAAUCCAAUGAAUUCUCCACCUUCACCUAUGAGCCUCCCAAGCUCACAAAGUAGAAACGGCUAUGGACUCACUCGGGGUGAUACUGGACCUGACAUGGUUCUCGCUGUGCGAGAUAGAGGUGACAGCUAUGCUGUUUAUGCUAACAAUCAGCCCAAGCAGCAGUAUACAAACCCAUCACCGGACUACAAUGAUGGAGCACUCUGGAACAAGAUGGUUUCUUUCCCCAGUUACUAUGGAGAUACAGGAGCUGCAGCCGUGAGCAGCCCUCAGACUUAUGGUCCCUGGGGUGGAAGUGGUGGAACCAUAUUUGAUGACGGUGUAUACACUGGUGUGUGGCAGAUCAAUUUGACACGCGCAGUGGGAAUUUCUUCUAUUAAGGUUCUGUAUGAUCGAAAUGGACAGGCAGUAUGGGGUAACAAGCAUGGAUUCAGUGGAGGUGUUAUACCUGACAAGAUAAUAUUCGAUUUCCCCUCAGAGGUGUUGACUCAUAUAACCGGGUUCUAUGAUUCAGCAAUAAUCAUGGGCCCAACCGUGGUCAGAUCUCUAACGUUUCACACGAACAAGCGGACAUAUGGACCAUACGGGGAUGAGUAUGGCACAUACUUCUCCACAAGUUUUACCAAUGGGAGGAUAGUAGGAUUUCAUGGCAGGGAGGGGUGGUACAUCGAUGGCAUUGGAGUUCAUGUUCAUGAAGGCAAGUUGACAUCACAGCGAUUUGUUAGCAGACCGAAUGCCGCGACUAGCCCAUCAGUACAUUACAACAUGCUUGCUCAAGCGCAGAGCAAUACAUAUACAGACAAUGAGGUUGCUUAUGGCAUGGUGAAAGAACCGGUUCCGAUGGGACCAGGACCAUGGGGUGGGGAGGGAGGCCGGGCGUGGGACGACGGCGUUUACACUGGCGUGAAGCAAAUCUACAUCAUGAGAGGAGCAUUCAUCGGGUCGAUACAGAUCGAGUAUGACAGGAGUGGCCACUCCAUCUGGUCUUCGAGGCAUGGGAACAGCGGCCACAUAACGCACAGGGUCAAGCUGGACUUCCCGCACGAGGUGCUGACGUGCGUGUACGGCUACUACAACACGAACAGGGAGGACGGCCCCCGUGUCCUGAGGUCACUGACGUUCAUCACCAACCGCGGCAAGUACGGGCCGUUUGGCGACGAGUUCGGCGCCUACUUCUCGUCGGCGACGACGGAGGGGAAGGUGGUGGGGUUCCACGGCCGGAGCGGGCAACACCUGGACGCCAUCGGCGUGCACAUGCAGCACUGGCUCGGGGACAGGAGGCCUGCCCCCAAGUACGUGCUGUCCAAGUACCUCUUCUGA